CCUACCCAUCUACCUUUUUGAUUCUUAAUCUGUUUUGAGUGGUGAGACCUUGAGAAAAUUUGACGAGAUCUAUUAACUAUCUCCUUAGAAAAAUGUACAGACAUACAAAAUUUGGAGUGUAAUUCUCUGGUUUGGAGUAUAAUAGUCUGUGAGUCAGGGUCACCAGGUAAGUAAGACCUCUGAAUGUGUUUUUUACUAUCUUAACACUCAUAGUCAUGAACAGAGAGGAUGAGACACAGAAAGUUACCCUCCCUGGUUUAAGGGAGCGAGCGGUGGUUGGCUUGGCAAAGGCAACUUAAGAGGCAUGGGUAGUACCUAGGGAAGACAGCAAGAAAAGAGUGCCAAGGGCAAAGCAAAAACACUAGGCAAGCAAGAAAAGUGGAGAGCCAGGACUAGAAUCAUCCUCUUAAAAUUCCAGUCUAAUAUUCACCCACAUCCUUACACUGACACUCAACGAUAUGCAUCCAUCCAUCCGUUCACGCGUUGGGAUUGCAAAGAUGACAGAGGGUGCAGUCCUUGCCCUCAAGCUGUUCAUGGCUUAACAAUGGAGAUGAAACAUGUGCUGAGCAGUUCCUUCUAGAAGACUGCUAAAGGAGAGCCAACACUGAAUCCCCACCAGGCUUUCAGAUAAGUCACCCAUUUGGGGGCAAACGAUAAUAUCAUCUCUUGGUAUUUUAGGUAUUUUCCACUCAGAUUACUCAGAUGGUUUAUGACUAUUUGACUUAUUCUCUGGUUACUCUUGGAUUUGCAUCCAUCAGUGAGAGAAUGCAAGGCUCACUGGGAAAUGGAUUUACAGGGGUGGUUCCCAGUGUGUAUUUUGGGGUGCAUUAACGAAUGACAUCCAAGCCCCACCCAAGAACAACUCAGACCGAUUAGGGCAGACUCUCUGGGGCUGAGAACUGGACAGAACGAUAACUUGUUUUGUUUUGUAAGUUCCUCAAAUGAUUUAAGAUGCAGUUAGUAUUGAAAUCCACAGAAUGACGGUUCCCAUGGUUGGGCUGAUUCCGUCAUUUCGUUUCUGUUCACUAAGAACAGGUGCCUUCAUGCAGUACUUCUCAAAUUUUAACGUAUUUACAAAUCACCCAGGAAUACUGUUAGGGAGCAGAUUCUGACUCAGGAUGUCUAGGGUGGGGUUUGAGAUUCUGGUUCAAACACGCUAACAGGGGAAAACCAAGUUGCGAGAGACCUAAGAUCAACUAUUGCAAAGUUGUGCGUGGCGAAGUAGGCAUGUGCCUCAGCGGUCAGAACAGAGAGGGUAACAUGCUUCCUGCAGAGUCUGGAAAGGCUUCUCAGAGAAGGCGGCCCUAGGACAUAAUGACUGAAUUUGUGCUUGUGAAUAUCAGGACAUGGGUUAGAGGCUGGUAUUGACUAAUGAUUUUGCUGAAGUUGUGUUACAUGGACCAUGCUCCACUAGGAGCAGACUGAAAACUCAGGGGUUUCCUGGGGCAGUGAAAUAAAUGACCCGUACCGCACGCAGACAUAAAAGCAUUUGUGUGUGCGCUGACCAAAAUGAGGCUCAAAUGGCUGGCGGUUCUCUGAUAGAAAUGAGUACUUCUGCUCAGACGUGAAGCACCUGAGCCCUAGUCUCACUAGAAUCCUGCGGUGUCUACACAUGUCAACGGUGUCUGGUAGAUUGCUUUCACGCGGUGAAUCGUUGGAUCGGGGUCACCAGUACCAUACGAUGUCCCCGGGUAACAGGCAGGAAGGCCGGGAUCUAAUUUCCCUACAUGCAAAUUUCACCCCUGACCGAGCUGCACUAACAGCGGACCAUGAGGCUAGAGUCUCGGUGCUUGCAGCCUGACAACCCAUCCCGAUGUCCCCAUCCUGCAAACGGGAGAAUGUCAGACAGUAGAAGACUCUAAGAACUGUGUGAUGAAAACCCGCCAGAUAUCCAACACGCCACAUUCAAAGCCCUCACAUACAAGACGGGCACCAUGUUAAAUUGUGAAUGUAAGAAGGGCUUCCGCAGAAUAAGCAACGGGUCAGCCUUCAUGCUGUGUGCGGGAAACUCGAGCCACUCCUCCUGGGAAAACCAAUGCCGGUGCAUAAGUACCUCCCCAAGGGCCACAGAUGGACAAAUUAUCCCUAAACCUGAAGAACAGAAGGGAAAAAGCCCCAUGGGAAUGCAGAGCCAAAUGCAGCCCACGGACCAAGUUAACCUUCCAGGUCACUGCAGGGAGCCUCCGCCCUGGGAACAUGAAGAUUCGAGGAGAAUUUACCAUUUUGUGGUGGGGCAGACAGUUCACUACCAGUGCAUGCAGGGAUUCAGGGCCCUGAAGAGGGGUCCUGCCAAGAGUGUCUGCAAAACGACCUGUGGGAAGGCAACGUGGACACAGCCCCGACUCCAGUGCCUAAGCGAAAGGAGUGAUGGCUGGUUUCCGGAUGACGAAGAGCCUCAAGCCAGCACUGAUGCUGCUCUUGGGAGUGACACUUCCUGUCCUUCAAUAACAGCAAGUACUACAGAUUUCCAGAGACAUACGGAAGUGGCUAUGACCACGGAGUCAUUCGUAUUCACAACCGAGUAUCAGAUAGCAGUGGCCGGAUGCGUCCUCCUGCUGAUCAGUAUCGUCCUUCUGAGCGGGCUCACCUGGCAGCGGAGAUGGAGGAAGAGUAGAAGAACAAUCUAGAAAACCAGGAGUGCUAAGAAGCCAAGAACACCUCACAGAAAUCGCGGAGCACAGGCAGAAUCAAAGAAGUUGAACACUCACCCAAGACGCAUCUCCUGUGAGAUCUCCUGGGCUUUGGAAAACUCGGAAGCCACAUGCCAGAGCCCCAGGCGCCUGCAACCUCAUUACAAAGCCAGCUCUCUAGUGCCAAUGAGUGAAUUCGACCUGCUUCUGGGCAGCAAUUCUAAGGUCAUUGGAGGAACAGGGAGGGACAACCAGAACUCUAGGUCUUAUUUUCAUGUCUACAUGUUCAUUGAAGCUUGAGCACCAGGGGACUCUCUCCAUACCAUAUACAGGUUAAAGAAAAGUAGCUUCAUGUUCAUUUCAUCCAUACUUCCCAGUUUAGAAAUCCCAAGGAAAACCCUAGCAUAGAAUAUAAAUAGACACACACACACACACACGCACACACACUCCUUACCCCAUGUAAUUGGACUCUCCAUUGAUUGAUGCAGAUCCCUGUCCCAGCUUCUGGGUGAUUAGCCCAUUCUCCUGGCCACAUUCCAUAAUGAACACCUUCCAAGAACUCUGAACUGGUAACUCUGAAUCUUUUUGUCCUUAGCUCUGUUCUCUAAGCUAGCCUCCUUCCACUGGACCUUCUUCAAUUGUGAAUUUCUAAACAGAAGCCAUGGCAUAGUAAUCUUUGGGUAACACCAACAGAGGGCAACCGAGCCCUUGGGAUCACGGAGCUUCUGUAUUUAAAAGGAUUUUACUGGAGGUGUGCUGGAAAAGAAGGGUAAUCUAAGUCCCAGGUGAUGAACUGUAUCCAUGACAAAGCUCUACCUGAAUAUUACUAACACGCCCCUUUAAGAUUUAGUUUCUGUGGGACUGUUAUAAAUGAUUCUCUGAAUUUGGUCUGCAUGAAUGUGAUGUUUAGAGACAGAUGCAUAAUGUGUGAAUGUCUACAUUUCCAAAUCAGUGUCAUAAAAACACUGACAAGGGCUUAAAACAUCCAAUGUUUAUGGGCGGAAGGAAAGAAGAAGGAAGUGCAAAGCAGGGAGGGAGAUCAUGCUGACAGAGUGUAACGUGGGAAAGGUCACCCCAGUUGUCCUCAAACUGUUAGCAAAUCGGUUAGCAAAUCAGAACCACCUGGAGGCCCUGUUGGACCACAGAAGGCCCAUGUCGGGUUUCUGAGGAGCAGGUCUGGGGCGGGGCCCAAAGAUGUCCUCUUCUGACAAGUUCCAGGUGCUGCUGCUGGUCUGGGGACCUCACUUUGAGAACCACCGGGUUAUAAAUCUCCAUGCCCACCCACUCUCAAAAAUCACAUGAUCAAGGAGAUUAAUGAAAGGUUCAAAAAGCAUCCAGUUUUCAUUUCCGAAAGGCCAAAAAGUGUUAUUUAAAAAUGCGGGCAGGCAUCAGCAAAUCCAUAGCCAGAUUACGGAACCAUUUUCUGCCCUUUCUGUGACUAACAAAAACGAUCUUGAUUUCAGUGUCCACAUCCUCCCUUCCCCCAAGUACAUGUUUUCUGAGUUGAGAGAAAUCCCAGGCCAGAAAAAAAACAAAACUUUUUUUAGUGUUAUUUAUCUUGAGUAAAACUGAAUUAUCAUUACUCAUUUUGGGGAGGGAGAUCUAGGAGAUCAAUUUUUUUUAUAAUAAUUAACAUGUGAUUUACCUUUUCCAUGCUCAUUCUCUUAUAAGUGUAUGGUGGAGUUUUCCAGAAACUACAUGAUAUGUGAUGAUGUCAUUGCCCUGAUGUUGACAUAUAAUGAACUUAUUCCUAUUGUUUACAAGAGAACUAAUAAAUAAUAUUUUUUAAAUUUAA
Messenger RNA from Felis catus (domestic cat), 4425 nucleotides. RefSeq names its product interleukin 2 receptor subunit alpha (gene IL2RA). The coding region runs from base 1935 to 2627 and encodes 230 amino acids. Gene Ontology annotation, biological process: inflammatory response. Gene Ontology annotation, molecular function: interleukin-2 binding; interleukin-2 receptor activity. The record is from RefSeq and is a predicted model, not a curated record. The transcript has 8 exons. Lineage: Eukaryota; Metazoa; Chordata; Mammalia; Carnivora; Felidae.